Messenger RNA from Racocetra fulgida, 290 nucleotides. The record is from the annotation of a GenBank genome assembly. NCBI's taxonomy places the organism in Eukaryota, Fungi, Glomeromycota, Glomeromycetes, Diversisporales, Gigasporaceae.
AUGUAUUAUCUUAACGAAAAAUAUGAAUGUCGUCAUUAUAUGCUAUUACAUUAUCAUUCUUGGGAUGCAUUACAAGAUUCAUAUAAUUCGUGUAGUCGGUGUGAUAAUUGUCAAAGACAAAUAUCUGACAAAGUACAACAAAUAAAUGUAACAAAUGAAAUAGAGAGAAUCUUACAUAUUAUCAAAGCAGUUCUCAAUCAUUCAAAUACAGAGAUAGAUCCAGAUGAUAUUGUCAAUAUAUUUCUUCAUGCAAAUAAUACUAGAAUAAGAGCCUGGGGCUAUGAUCAAUU